Emiliania huxleyi CCMP1516 is the source of this 873-nucleotide messenger RNA. RefSeq lists its product as hypothetical. Gene Ontology annotation, biological process: protein phosphorylation. The transcript has a single exon. The record is from RefSeq and is a predicted model, not a curated record. Gene Ontology annotation, molecular function: protein serine/threonine kinase activity; ATP binding. The annotation marks the transcript as partial. NCBI's taxonomy places the organism in Eukaryota, Haptophyta, Isochrysidales, Noelaerhabdaceae.
AUGUGUGGAGGAGGCAGCGCCGUCUUGCUCGGCGAUUGCUAUGUAACAUGUGGCGUGCUCGGGGAGGGCGGCUUCGGGAGGGUGCUCAUAGUCAAGCAGAGGGCAACGGGGCGGGUGCUGGCCCUCAAGAUCAUGCGCAAGCGGGCGCUGGCGUCAGGCGGACCGCUCGCGGUUGAGCAGGCACUUCGGGAGCGGGAGGUCCUCAUCAAGCUGGCGAGGCAGCCGCACCCGUUCAUCGUGCGCCUCCACCACGCCUUCCAGGAUGUGGCAAACCUCUACCUCGCGAUGGACUACAUCGGAGGGGGCGACAUCUUCGACCUGCUGCAGCGCUACGGUCGGGUGCCGCUCUCGUAUGCCGUCUUUGCGGGUGCGAGCUUAUGUCUCGCGCUGGAGCACGUGCACAGCAUGGGGGUUUUAUACAGAGAUCUCAAGCCCGAGAACGUCCUUGUCGCUAUGAGCGGCCACCUCGUUCUCGCUGACUUUGGGCUGGCGAAGUGCCUUGUGUCACAUGGCGAUCGCACUACAACGCUGUGCGGCACCCCAGCCUACAUGGCGCCAGAGAUGCUGCGCGGCGAGGCAUAUGGCUGCGAGGUCGACUGGUGGGCCUUUGGCUGCGUGAUGUACAACCUGAUCGCCGGCCGCGACGCCUUUAGAGAGGACGCCAUGGACAAGCUCAUCUCGCGCGUCCGGCGCGGAGACUACGAGGGACACCGCCUCGACGGCGUCGAACACGCCGGCGAGCUCAUUGGCGCUCUGCUGCAGACAAACAUGGAGCAACGCAUUGGCGCGAAAGGCCUGCGCGACCAUCCGUUCUUUGCGCGCAUCGACUUUGAUCGCCUCGUCAGCAGGUCCCUGCGACCUCCGUGCAUCCCA